CUGUCCCACUCCCGUAGACAACUGCUCGGCUCAGCAUGGGCCGCUGUUGGUGAGCUGGCGUCGACCAUGGUGCCCGGGAUCGCCCACGUCGUAUGUGAGCAGAAUGAUUUCAUUGGCACCGCUCGUGGAAUCAAUUGUAACAUAUACAAGCGUCACGUAUUGAUUUUUCUCAAUCAGACAACAAUGCAUUGGCCGACGGGUCUCGUUCAUGGUUUAUGAUAGAUACUCAAGGCAAGCCACAAGGACAAGCAUGAAAUAUUCAGCGACAUUUUUUAACCAAAUAAAUAUUUUGUGCGUGUGUCCCUAGUUUUCUGAUGGUUGGCAGCUAUGCAUAUAAAUGGAGGACAUUUUAUUUAGAUUGUGGUGUGAUAAAAACAAGAACUUGUGUCGUAUUGGCGCUACCAAAUCCAGGUGAUGUCAGCACGCGUGUGGCGGUGUGGUGAUGCUGUAGCAUGUUGACACACAGUGUUAUAGCUACUGUUUAGCUUUGAGAUAUUUUGCUUGACGCUACCAGAAAAAAAAAACAUACCUAUUGAACUCUCGUGAAAACAGACAACAGUUUUCUCAAACAACUUGAAUUUGGUGUUCUGGUUAAUAUACUAAUCGAGGAGGACGAACUAUGAAUGCCAACGGGGAAGCGUUACAUGGAGGGGAGGAGGAGGAGGAAGAACUCGGGGAGGAUGCCUUGCUGAGGAAACAAAUAGAAGACAACACAAAUGAAUCCCUGGAGAGUACCCGGCGUAUGCUGGCAAUGUGUGAAGAGAGUAAGGAAGCGGGGAUAAAGACUUUGGUUAUGCUGGAUGAGCAGGGAGAACAAAUGGACCGCAUUGAGGAGGGCAUGGACCAGAUCAACCAGGACAUGAGGGAUGCAGAGAAAAAUCUCGAAGGUCUAGAGAAAUGUUGCGGUCUAUGUGUGCUGCCGUGGAAAAGGUCCAAGAACUUUGAGAAAGGAUCUGACUACAACAAAACGUGGAAGGCCUCAGAGGAUGGUAAAGUCAACACAAAUGGUCCCAGGGUAAUGGUGGAUCAAGGCAAUGGCUCCGGCCCCACUGGAGGAUAUAUAACAAGGAUAACAAAUGACGCCAGAGAAGAUGAGAUGGAGCAGAACAUCAGUGAGGUGUCUGGGAUGGUCAGUAAUCUACGUAACAUGGCUGUUGACAUGGGCAAUGAGAUUGAGUCCCAGAAUCGACAGCUGGAUCGCAUCAACCAGAAAGGCAUGUCCAAUGAAGUUCGCAUCACUGCUGCCAACCAGAGGGCAACCAAACUUCUUAAGGAGGCUUAAGAUUAUCUGCCACUGCCCUAUACAAAAGUCUAUUAGAAUUUACUUUCAGUUCUGCAAUGCCAAAUAGCUUGUAAAUGGUUGCUCUGCUUCUGACAUUUUGAGUUGGAAAUUUUAAAUUUUUUGACCAACAACUGUACAAUGUGAAAAGUUUUUAGUAUUACUGAAUGAUAGAAUGGCAUCCAGUUUUAGUAGGGAUCAGCUCCUCUUGUGUAACAUUUAAGUCUUGUAAAUUUUGUUCAAGUCAAUUCAUAUUUGGUACUGUGUAUAGUGGGAGAUAGAUUUUGUGAUUCUUUUCCAUGAGGAUUAUGCUUAGGUCUGAGUUAUCAACUCUUGAGUCACAGUCCAUCAAAGGAAACUUUCUUUUCAACUUAAGUGUUGUGUUUACAUUUCAGUGUCUCCUGUAGCAUGUUUUUUCACUGCAUAGCUUUUGAUUUCGUCCUUAUAUUUUGUAGAUUUAAGUUAGCUAGAGUUAUCUUAUUUUCCUUGAGAAUUUUGUUUUCUUAUUUAUCUUUAUUUCCAUUUUUUCAGUUCCUAGGCUGUCUUUAUUCAUCCUUGAAAUGAUUGCAACAAUUCUCUCAUGAAUAAAAAAAUUAAAAAUUAAGCGCUUUGACAUUUUAUCAAAUAAAUUAUUUCCAAUGAGUUUUAAAUUCUGGUCAGUUAUUUUGGGAGUGUGGGUCAAAUUUUAAAAUUCUGGCCAGUUUUUGAAAUUCUCCAUUCCCUUUAAAGGCAACUAAGUACAUACCUCUGUCUAUUUUUAGUUUGCCAGUUUAUAAAGCUUCCUUAAGUUUUGGUCACUGAUUUUUGCCUACAGUGGAUAUGCCCAGUAUGUUGUCAACAUCUUGAUCCAGUCCAUGUUUUCAUUUUACUAUGAAUAAUUUACAUUUUUUUCAGAACUAGGUGCAGUCAUGAGCUUAACUUGUUCACACUCACUUAACUAAUUACCCUCUAUUUCUGUUUGUAAUGUUUAGUAUUAAAAAGAUUUGAUUCUCUAGAUCGUUUUAAACAUUAAGAAAAAUAAUUUUUAAAAGAUUUUCAGAAUUAAUAUUAACAAUUUGAAAAAUGUAUUUACAUAUGAAUGCUCAUAAUUGUAAUUAUGGUAAAGGUCAAGCUAGUGGUUAAUUUCAGGGCAAAUUCAUAAUUAUUCAUACUAAUCAAGAGGCACUUGUCUCAAAAAAGAUUGUUUUAAUUGAUAGUUACACAAUGAAUUAAACGGGUAGGUGUUAACAUUACCUUGACUUUAUCUCACAGAGACUAAUUUUGUAUACUCAUGUCUAGUUUGAAUGCACAGAGUGGAUAAAACAUUGUCAGUUUUUCAGACAAGACUGUUUAACAUCUGUUUAGAUCUUUUCUUAAUUCUCUCUACUGUGUACGAAGUUUACCUCAAAAAUUAUUUUAAGGUCAUCAUUCUGCAGUGCAUAGAAUUUUAGUCAUUUGCUGACUCCAUAGUAUAUUAUAGCACAGUAUUUGGUUUCAUUUCUAAGCUUCUUUUUCCCCCAAUAGUUAUUUAAUUUGUAGCUAAUAUUUUCUAAUGUGUAUGUCUGUGUUUUUAUAUUCUGCAAAACAUUUCUCAGGUCACUUAAAAUUGCAAUACUAUAAUAAAUUCAAUUAUUAUGAAACCUUUAUUAAUAAACAACCUACACCUUCUUAUAAUUAACUUGGGACAACAUUGACUGUUGCCACUUACUAGCAGGGGUGGACUGGCCUGCCGAUCUACCUGGAAAAAUCCUGGUGGGCCCCCAGAAAAAAAACUUGGUGGAAGUAAUAGUCCUAUUAGUGUUUUGAUUUCAAAAAAAUAAGAUUUUGGUAUUUCUCCAUUUUACCAUUUCCGUUCCUUAUACUUAUACCAAGAUGUAAAAGUUAAUUUGAUGGGAAUAAAUUCUAGGGAUUAGCGGCCCUUUUAAAAUUUCACAGACCUCAUGGACAUAGCCAUUCCACCCCUGCUUGCCAGGUUUGUAGCAAACUGACCCUAAUUCUAAUGCUAUGCUAUGUGCUUGCAUUAUUGACUGCAUGCAAGAAUAAAAACACACACAUAUGCUAUAUAUAUUUGGUAGUCACUGAACAAAAACAAUAGAUUGUGGUUAAGGAUAAUUAUUGCACACUUACUUAAGUAUUUAUUUUGUAAUGUGUUAAUCACACAGUUGUCACUGGGAGAUAAAAUUAUUGAUGAUUUAAUAUGAUUGUUUCUAUCACUACUUUUAAACUAAUAAAAUCUGUUCAUUUUAAAUUAAUUCAUUUAUGUUUCACAUAAACCAUAUACAUUUUACUAAUCCAUUUGAAGACAAUUUUAAUUGCAUAUUAUUAAUCAUACUUUAAUGAAUAUAAACUGAUUACUUAUCAAGUUUUUUAAAUUGGCUUGCAGUGUUUUCUUCCAGUAUUUAGCAUCUGUCUUGUGGCAUUCAUUUGUCUUGCUCUCUUUCACCCCUUCUGUCUAAACCUUUUAGAUUGUUUUAUUUCAUCUUGUGUUGAUUUAUAUUUUUUUGUUUACUCAUAUUAAUGUUUUCUUUUUUUUUCCCCUUUUUUUCCCGUUAAUUUGUUG
Molecule: messenger RNA, 3818 nt
Organism: Physella acuta
Lineage: Eukaryota; Metazoa; Mollusca; Gastropoda; Physidae
Product: synaptosomal-associated protein 25
Biological process (GO): exocytosis; synaptic vesicle priming; synaptic vesicle fusion to presynaptic active zone membrane
Cellular component (GO): SNARE complex; plasma membrane
Molecular function (GO): SNAP receptor activity; syntaxin binding
Source: RefSeq, a predicted model, not a curated record